Mercurialis annua (annual mercury) is the source of this 2236-nucleotide messenger RNA. RefSeq names its product serine/threonine-protein kinase PEPKR2-like. Gene Ontology annotation, cellular component: nucleus; cytoplasm. The record is from RefSeq and is a predicted model, not a curated record. The transcript has 4 exons. Gene Ontology annotation, biological process: protein autophosphorylation; intracellular signal transduction; peptidyl-serine phosphorylation. Gene Ontology annotation, molecular function: calmodulin binding; calcium/calmodulin-dependent protein kinase activity; ATP binding. Lineage: Eukaryota; Viridiplantae; Streptophyta; Magnoliopsida; Malpighiales; Euphorbiaceae. The coding region runs from base 531 to 1928 and encodes 465 amino acids.
CAUUUUUUUCUCUCUAUUUUUAUUUGGUUUUGUUUCUGGGUUCUGUUUGUUUCCUGGGAAAAUUUGGUAUGAGAUUUUAGCAAAUGGGCUUUGUUAAUUUCCUGAGAAAAUCAAGGAUUAGAUAAAAAGAUAUUGUUCAGAUAUGAAGAUAAAUCCAUGCCUAAAGUCUUCGAAUUGUCAGCUAACAUGGUUCAGAAGAAGAAGAAUGAGAGGCCUCUGACAUUCAAAGGUCGAUUACUAAUCUUUUAAAAGUUGAUUACGUAUAAUUGUUAAGGCUUUCGAUUGUGGAGUAGAGUGCAAGACUGUUAUGUUCUCAUUGUUAUGCUUUUUCGGGAAUUGCAGAACAUAUGCAAGGAUUGAAUCUUGUGAUAGAAUGGUUGUUACUUUGAUUUAACUUGAAGAAACUCCUAGUUGUUCAUCAUUUGGUUUAUGCUUUCUUAGAGCGAUAUUACUUGUUUAAAGAUGUAGUUUCUCUUUUAGGUUGCAUUUUAUUUUGGGGGCAUUUGAUAGUUGCUUGAUCUAGACAUUUGAUGGAGUCCUUAAGAAGGAAAAGAAAAGGUCUUGAAAUUUUUCCAUCGUAUGGAAAGUUAUUAACUUCAUCUACUGUUAUUUGGUCCCGCUUAUCGUUGGAAGAUUACUCAAGGCAGAAGAAAAAAUGUAAGGAGAAUGAAGGCAAGGAAACUGGCUCCAAUAGGAGGAUAGUUAAAGGAGCUGUAACUGCCCCACAUUGUACAAGUUCCUCGCUGGAUCCACCCUGUAGGGGUCAUAAGAGGAAAAUCGGGUGUAUAGAUUCAGUCACACAAUUAGGCAGGAAGAAAAAGAUUGAACAACAUUAUGAUUUGGGUGCUAAAAUUGGGCAAGGGAAGUUUGGGUCCGUGGUGUUGUGCAGAAGUAAAAUUACCGGAGAAGAGUUUGCAUGCAAAAUGUUGAAGAAGGGUGAAGAUCUUGUACAUCGAGAGGUGGAGAUAAUGCAGCACCUUUCUGGUCAUCCAGGCGUUGUGACAUUGAAGGCAGUGUAUGAGGAUUCAGAAUCGUUUUAUCUUGUGAUGGAGCUCUGUUCUGAGGGACGGCUGCUUGACCAGAUGGCUAGGGAAGGGCAAUAUUCAGAGCAUCGUGCUGCUAAUAUAUUGAGGGAGUUGGUAUCAGUCAUCAAAUAUUGUCAUGAUAUAGGCGUUGUUCAUCGUGACAUAAAGCCUGAGAACAUCCUCCUUACUACAUCGGGGAGUAUAAAGCUUGCAGAUUUUGGGCUAGCUGUGAGGAUUGCAAACGGUCAGAGCCUAACAGGUAUGGCUGGCAGUCCAGCCUAUGUUGCUCCAGAAGUUCUAUUGAGAGAUUAUUCAGAAAAAGUUGACAUUUGGAGUGCCGGUGUCCUUCUCCAUGCCCUUCUUGUUGGCACUCUUCCAUUUCAAGGUGACUCAUUGGAUGCGGUAUUUGAUGCAAUUAAGAAGGCCAAUCUUGAUUUUGAAAGUGGAAUAUGGGAGUCAGUAUCCAAACCUGCAAGGGAUCUAGUCUCCCGUAUGCUGACAAGGGAUGUUUCAGCAAGACUAACUGCUGAUGAAAUACUAAGGCAUCCAUGGAUCUUGUUCUAUACAGAACCUACCCUGAGGGGACUUAAAAUGACACCAAAGUUAAGAAACGAUGUUAGACUAACUUCUCGACAACUGACUCUCAAAGCAUGGAUGGAAUCGGAGAGAUGCGAUAUAGCGACCAGUACUCUUAAUGAUGAUUCUAGCCUGAUUUCGCCAUCCGGCGGUUCAACAAACAGGUUGGAUGAACAAGACUGCGGAUUGGUUGAUGUUCUCGCUAUGGCAAUAUCACGUGUCAGAAUAUCUGAACCAAAGAGAAGCAGGCUUUGUGGUCCUGCUAUCCCUAUCCAACAAGAGUGUUCCUCUAACAUUAAGGUUAACAGUCUCUGUGCAGCUUUCUGAUCAUCAAUAACUGGUAUCCUGAUACGUCGCUGCUGCAUGAGCGAUAAGAUGACAAUGGGAGUGAAAUGAUACCGAGUAUAUAUAUCAGCUGUGAGAACGGUAUGAAACUUAACUAGUGUGUUUUAUGCGCUCUCCCUCUUUCUUUAACUGUGUGUUUAGCUUGACAUGGCAUGCUUGGCUUGUGAUUUCACUGUAAAUAGAGUCUGGGCGAUUAUGUUUAACCAUAUGCCUAACUAGAAAUAUUGUGCACUAGUUUUUUACCAAUGUAUAUAGUUUAUUAAUAACAGAACUUGUCUGGUUCAAUGCUA